CCCCGUUUUCUGUUGACGUGGAUUGUGAACAUUGAGCAACCCUCAGCUGCAGAAAUGUCAUCUACAAAGUUCACGGAAGUGAACCCAACAGCACAAAAUCAUCGGAUCCCUUUAAAUGAUGGGAACAGCAUUCCUCUUAUUGGACUGGGAACGUACUCCACACUCAGAACAACUCCCAAAGAUGCAUGUUAUAAUGCUGUUAAAGUAGCAAUUGAUGUGGGUUACCGGCACUUCGAUGGAGCGUGGGUGUAUGGUAACGAACAUGAGGUUGGAAGGGCCAUUCAGGAAAAGGUUGCUGAUGGGACAGUGAGCCGUGACGACAUCUAUUACUGUGGAAAGCUUUGGAACACAUGCCACCCCCCAGAGAUGGUCCGGCCCACCUUGGAGAAGUCUCUGGGACUCCUGAAGUUUGAUUACAUCGACCUGUACAUCAUCGAGCUGCCGCUGGCCUUUAAGCCAGGAGAUGAGAUUUACCCACGAGAUGAAAAUGGGAAGUAUUUGUACCAUCCGACAGACCUGUGCGCCACUUGGGAGGCUCUGGAAGCGUGUAAAGAUGCAGGUCUGGUCAAGUCGAUCGGCGUAUCAAACUUCAAUCGCAGACAGCUGGAGCAGAUCCUGAACAAGUCAGGCCUGAAGUACAAGCCAGCUGUAAAUCAGGUCGAAUGUCACCCAUACUUGACUCAGCCCAAGUUAAGGGAAUUUUGCAACCUCCAUGGCAUUGUCAUUGUGGGAUACAGCCCCCUGGGCACCUGCCGUGACCCCCUCUGGGUGAACACGAAGAUUCCCUCUUUGCUGGAAGAUCCUGUCCUCAACUCUGUGGCAGCUAAAUACAAGAAAACGAGUGCUCAGGUGGCCCUGCGUUACCAGAUCCAACGCAAAAUUGUUGUCAUCCCAAAAAGUUUUAAUUCCGAGCGCAUCAAACAGAACUUUGAGAUUUUUGACUUUUCCUUAACGGAUGAAGAGAUGAAAGCCAUUGAUGCACUCAACAGAAACGAACGAUAUGUGGAACUUUUAAUAUGGAAGGAUCACCCAGAAUAUCCUUUCAGUGAUGACUAUUAAACUGGAGCGACUAUCGGAAGAAGUGCAAGGAUGCAGAAGGAAAGCAGUGAUACUGAAUGGAGGAACACAGAAUUCAUUUGGCAGUAUAUACCAAAACACACUUUUGAGCCUAAUAAGUGCAAAUAAAAAAGUAGCUCUCCCAGAGCUCAUGUCACACAAAGA
Pristis pectinata (smalltooth sawfish) is the source of this 1221-nucleotide messenger RNA. RefSeq names its product aldo-keto reductase family 1 member D1-like. The coding region runs from base 55 to 1059 and encodes 334 amino acids. NCBI's taxonomy places the organism in Eukaryota, Metazoa, Chordata, Chondrichthyes, Rhinopristiformes, Pristidae. Gene Ontology annotation, molecular function: aldose reductase (NADPH) activity; Delta4-3-oxosteroid 5beta-reductase activity. Gene Ontology annotation, cellular component: cytosol. The record is from RefSeq and is a predicted model, not a curated record. The transcript is spliced from 9 exons. Gene Ontology annotation, biological process: bile acid biosynthetic process.